AGUACGCUACGUAGGAUUUGCUUGGAGAGGGUUUGCGUAGGUUCUGCUCGUACUUUAAACGAUACAUACAGAUAACGCUUGAAACAAGACUUCUCGACGCUAAGAACUAACUAACUAAGAAGAUCAUAAACAUGAGUUUCACCAUCGAGGAAAGAGGAAACCCCAACACGCAAAAUUACAGAGUAUUUUUCAGAAACUCAGAAGGAAAGUACAUUUCCCCAUUCCAUGACAUACCAAUGUAUGCUGAUGAAGCUCAGAAUAUCUUCAACAUGGUUGUUGAAGUACCAAGAUGGACAAAUGCAAAGAUGGAGAUUGCCACAAAAGACCCACUGAACCCUAUCAAACAAGAUGUGAAAAAGGGAAAUUUACGUUAUGUGGCCAAUGUUUUUCCGCACAAAGGCUACAUCUGGAACUAUGGAGCAAUCCCUCAGACGUGGGAGGACCCAGGCCACAAAGAUAGAGAUACUGGAUGCUGUGGUGACAAUGAUCCCAUUGAUGUGUGUGACAUUGGCAGUAAGGUGUGUUCACGUGGAGAGGUUAUUAAGGUGAAGGUCUUGGGAAUCCUGGCAAUGACUCACGAUGGAGGUGAAACAGAUUGGAAAGUGGUCGCGAUCAAUGUGGAAGACCCCGAAGCGAAGAAGUUCAGCAAUAUCGAUGAUGUCAGGAGACUCAAGCCAGGCUACCUGGAGGCCACAGUAGACUGGUUUAGAAGGUACAAGGUGCCAGAUGGAAAACCGGAAAACCAGUUCGCCUUCAAUGGGGAGUUCAAAGACAAGGACUUUGCCAUUGAAACGAUCAAGAGCACCCAUGGCUUUUGGAAGGCGCUUAUCUCUCAAGAGACCAGUGCUGGAGGGCUGAACUGCAAAAACACAUGUGUGUCGACUGGAGACAGUCCAUUCUGCUGCUCCAAUGAUGAGGCAAAAGCUGUGGUUGAUGGGACAUGCCCUUGUGGAAGUGAGGAUCCUAUCCCAUCAUCAGUUGACAAAUGGUUCUACUAUGAGACGAAUUGAUCCGAGAUGAAUCAUUCGAGGAUGGACGAGGACUAUGACACCCUGUUUAGAAAGUGUACUUUAGUGUAAUUUCAGAUGAUUACACAUCAGACAUUACUACAGGCUAUAAUUACAAAUAUUUCUCUUUUCAGGCUGAUUAUACAUUAAAAGAGAAUAAUUGACAGAAAUCAUGACAAGGAAAAUAAUUUCAGUUUACUUAAAAAUGUUCUGUUAUACAUAUAUUACAAGUGGAUAUAAUCUGGGGAAAAGCUUGGGUGUGGUAGGCAGUGGUCUUAAUGUGCUUUAAUAAAAUCUUUUUGUU
This is a messenger RNA of Megalops cyprinoides (Indo-Pacific tarpon), 1311 nucleotides long. RefSeq names its product inorganic pyrophosphatase 1b (gene ppa1b). Gene Ontology annotation, biological process: phosphate-containing compound metabolic process. Lineage: Eukaryota; Metazoa; Chordata; Actinopteri; Elopiformes; Megalopidae. Gene Ontology annotation, cellular component: cytoplasm. The record is from RefSeq and is a predicted model, not a curated record. Gene Ontology annotation, molecular function: magnesium ion binding; inorganic diphosphate phosphatase activity.